Triticum turgidum subsp. durum (durum wheat) is the source of this 1194-nucleotide messenger RNA. NCBI's taxonomy places the organism in Eukaryota, Viridiplantae, Streptophyta, Magnoliopsida, Poales, Poaceae. The record is from the annotation of a GenBank genome assembly.
AUGGGCAAGUCCUCCAUCCUCGUCAUCAACGGCGGCCUGCAGCGGCGCGUCCACGGCCUCGUCGGCGCCUUCUUCAAGUCGCCGCAGCUCAAGGCGCAGGUCACCGCCGACAUGCAGCGCCUCCUCGCCCCGGCGCUCGCCUCCUGGCGCCACCAGGGCCCCGGCGCCCGCCUCCGCAUCCAGGACCACGCCAAGACGAUUGUGUUCCAGAUCCUGGUGCGGGGUCUGAUCGGGCUGGAGGCAGGCCCAGAGAUGCAGCAGCUCAAGCAGCAAUUCCAGGAAUUUAUUGUCGGACUCAUGUCCCUUCCCAUUAAGCUGCCAGGGACUAGGCUCUACAGAUCCCUCCAGGCCAAGAAGAGGAUGGCCAGGGUGAUACAGAGGAUCAUACAGGAGAAGAGGAGGAGGAGGGCCCUCGACGGGCCGCCGAGGGACGCCAUCGACGUGCUCAUGGGCGCCGGCAGCGAGGAGCUCACCGACGAGCUCAUAUCCGACAACAUGAUCGACUUCAUGAUCCCCGCCGAGGACUCCGUGCCGGUGCUCAUCACGCUCGCCGUCAAGUUCCUCAGCGAGUGCCCCCUCGCCCUGCAACAGCUCGAGGAGGAGAACAUGGAGCUCAAGAUGAGGAAAACCGACCUGGGUGAAACCUUGCAAUGGACUGACUACAUGUCCUUGUCAUUCACGCAGCAUGUGAUAACGGAGACGCUGCGAGUUGGGAACAUCAUCAGCGGGAUCAUGCGCAAGGCGGUCCGCGACGUCGAGGUGAAGGGGCAUCUCAUCCCCAAAGGAUGGCGCGUGUUCAUGUACUUCCGGUCGGUCCACCUCGACGACAUGCUCUACGAGGACCCCUGCAAGUUCAAUCCAUGGAGGUGGAAGGUGAGGACGAGCCCCACAUUCGGUAGAGAUGUUGAUCCAAUUGCUACUCCUUUAGGCAGCACCAACAUGAUAGAGGGGUUCGAUGAGUGGGUCUUGUGGGACUCCUGGCAUGAGAAGGACAUGAGCACUAGCAGCUUCACCCCUUUUGGUGGUGGGUUGAGGCUGUGCCCGGGCCUGGAUCUGGCCAGGCUGGAAGCUUCCAUCUUUCUCCACCACUUGGUCACCAGCUUCAGGUGGGUGGCCGAGGAGGACCACAUCGUCAACUUCCCCACCGUGCGCCUCAAGGGAGGCAUGCCCAUCAGGGUCACCGCCAAGGACUAG